AUGAAACUCAUUCGGGUAUAUGCACCAACAUCAAGCAGACCAGAUGAAGAAGUAGAACAACUGUAUGAAGAAGUACAACGUCAGUUGACAACAGACUGCCACUACUACAUAGUCAUGGGUGAUUUCAACGCCAAGAUCGGGAUAAAGUCAGACGAACAAGAGCGUGCCACAGGGAAAUUUGGCAGCGGAGAGAGGAAUGAAAGAGGAGACUUACUGAUUGAAUGGGCGACAGCAAAUAACUUGAAGAUCAUGAAUACCGUCUACAAGAAGAAGAUAUCAAGAAGAUGGACAUGGCAAAGCCCAGAUGGAUGUACAAGAAACGAAAUUGAUUACAUCAUGACAAACAGACCGAACAUCUUCACGGAUGUGAAAGUGCUAAACAGACUGGAUGCGGGCAGUGACCACAGAGCAGUUAUUGGAGUGAUUAGGAUCAAUGUCAGAAAGGACAGACAGAAAUGCCUGUCAAAUCCACCAAAGAGACUUAGUAUCGAGCAACUGGUCAUAAAGAAAGACGAAUUCCAAAUCCUCCUAACAAACAGAUUCAGUGCACUAGAGCUAGAAGGUGAAGAUGUAGUAGAUGAAAUGAACGAUAGAAUAACGACCACCAUCCUAGAAUGUGCAUCAGAAGUCGCACCGGCUAGUAAAAAUGAAGGACUCAAAGCUCUCAACAGAAACGAGGAUUCUCAUGAGGAAAACGGAGGUAAACAACAACAGGGACAUCAGAAACAACAUCGAAUAUGCAGAGCUGGAUAA
Lingula anatina is the source of this 753-nucleotide messenger RNA. RefSeq names its product protein CFDP2-like. Lineage: Eukaryota; Metazoa; Brachiopoda; Lingulata; Lingulida; Lingulidae. Gene Ontology annotation, molecular function: catalytic activity. The record is from RefSeq and is a predicted model, not a curated record.